Molecule: messenger RNA, 1780 nt
Organism: Bufo bufo (common toad)
Lineage: Eukaryota; Metazoa; Chordata; Amphibia; Anura; Bufonidae
Gene: GET4
Product: guided entry of tail-anchored proteins factor 4
Exons: 9
Coding region: 93-1076 (327 amino acids)
Biological process (GO): protein insertion into ER membrane
Cellular component (GO): BAT3 complex; cytosol
Molecular function (GO): protein binding
Source: RefSeq, a predicted model, not a curated record
UAUGACUGCCUUCGGCUUCCGUACGUCGAAGAACAGCAACGGAGUGCGCGAGCUGAUCUGCGCAGCUCGGGUGACGUCUCUGUGCCGUCCCCAUGAUGGCUGCUGCAAUGGCGGAGCAAGAAGGCUCCAAAGGCAGCGCCCGGAACCGAGGCGGGGUACAGCGUGUAGAGGGGAAGCUGCGGGCCAGCGUGGAGAAGGGAGACUACUACGAGGCCCACCAGAUGUACCGCACGUUAUUCUUCAGGUAUAUGUCUCAGAAUAAACACGCAGAAGCAAGAGAAUUAAUGUACUCCGGGGCUCUGCUCUUCUUCAGCCAUGGGCAGCAAAAUAGCGCGGCGGAUCUGUCCAUGCUCGUUCUGGAGUCGCUAGAAAAAUCAGAAGCUAAAGUAACAGAUGAAUUGUUAGAAAAUCUGGCCAAAUUGUUCAGUUUGAUGCAUCAGAACUCCCCUGAACGAGUGGCGUUUGUUUCCCGAGCUCUUAAGUGGUCGACUGGAGGAUCGGGAAAAUUGGGUCACCCAAAGCUGCAUCAGUUACUGGCUCUAACACUAUGGAAAGAGCAAAACUACUAUGAAUCCCGUUACCACUUCCUGCACUCUUCCGACGGGGAAGGCUGCGCCAAUAUGUUAGUAGAAUAUUCAUCCACUCGAGGCUAUCGGAGCGAGGUGGACAUGUUUGUGGCCCAAGCUGUCUUGCAAUUUCUAUGUUUAAAAAAUAAAACAAGCGCUUCAGUGGUUUUCACGACGUACACGGAAAAGCAUCCGUCCAUAGAGAAGGGUCCUCCAUUUGUACAGCCCCUUUUAAACUUCAUUUGGUUUCUGCUGCUGGCUGUAGAGGGUGGGAAAUUAACCGUAUUUACAGUAUUGUGUGAACAGUAUCAGCCAUCAUUAAAACGAGAUCCUAUGUAUAAUGAGUAUUUGGACAGGAUAGGACAGAUUUUCUUUGGUGUACCUCCUAAACAGUCGUCUUCCUACGGGGGAUUAUUAGGUAACCUGUUAAAUAGCCUAAUGGGAGCCGGAGAUGAGGACGACGACGUGGAAGACGGGCAGGAUGACAGCAGUCCCAUCGAGCUAGAUUGAGCGAGAGCAAAUAAUCGAUCAGGAGCUGCAUGAAUCAGAACAAUAAAAACUGGAGCCCAAAAGACUUCAUUCCAUGAUCCGAGUCUCUGAAGAGUCAUUUGUCAGCAGCGGCAAUGAGUUGUCCUUAUUGUGACGAUGGAAGAAUUAAGUGUUUCCUCUAAAUAUAUUAUGUCACGGGGGUAGCUGCAAAGAAUAGUGAAUAGAGUGAAUGUCGGCAAACAUACCCAGCUCUGCUAUAUAUAUUUUUUAUUCUUUCUAUGAAUGCCAAGCAAGCACAUGGUUUUCUUACAGUGUGAUGACAGCCAAGCAGAUCAACCUAUCAUCAGAUUCCCUGCGUCCUCCUUCUUGUCACUCUCCUCCAUAGCUUAAUGUCACAGCCAAGUCCCAUGUUUUAAUAUGACAGCAAGCCUUCUACCCAAUAUCUUGAAGAUUUGGGACUAAACCCUCCCGCCAUUGUGUGAUUGUCUUGUUAGCGGUGCAGCCAACGCAGACACCUCUCUGACUUUAUUUAAUUACCACGGACUUUCUUUUAAUAUGCAAUAUUUAUUACGGACCCAGUGAUUUUGUACGUGUCCUCCCUUCAGUACAAUACCAGGAUGUCACAUUGACACUGAAACUGUCAUUUUAUUUAUGAACGCAGAGUAGUGCUGGGAUCAGCGGAACAGACAAAGGCAGUGCUGUGGAAUAAAUCAUGUAUCUUAUGA